AUGCCCCCGAUGCGUACUAUAUUACGCCGCUGUGGCUUUGCUCAACACGAUCUCGGCGACCGUUUGACUUUAGACAUUUGCUUGUUCGUUACUGGGAAAAAGUCGAAAAUCACGGCAUUAGUACGACCAGAUAACGCGUUUAAGGAAAGAAUUGAAAUGGCGGGAGUCUGUGCCUGUGCCGGGCCGACAGCCUUGGUGCCGAGUUUGACAGAUGCGACACCCGCGGCGGUGAAUGACGGUUCUACUCAAGUUUUUGCCCUCAGUAGCUCCUCAAUGACCUCAGCCCUAGCAACGACCUCCUUGCACUUUGGCUAUGAAUCCGCUCUUGGUCCGUCAACCCGCCGCACGGUACGUCUCAGCCAGCUCGACGUUCCCUUCGCGAUGAUUAGAAAGAACCCGUGCUCAGGGUUCAAUUCUGGGGUUCACAAUUUCUGGGGGACUCAUGUCGCUAGCGAUUACUUUCCGAACAAUCGUGCUGCUAUCGCGAUUGUUUAUGCGCAAUCGAAGAUCGCCGAGAAACUCAUCAUUGUUCCAAAUCUUCACUGA
Messenger RNA from Guyanagaster necrorhizus, 546 nucleotides. RefSeq lists its product as uncharacterized. The coding region runs from base 1 to 546 and encodes 181 amino acids. The record is from RefSeq and is a predicted model, not a curated record. The transcript is spliced from 4 exons. Lineage: Eukaryota; Fungi; Basidiomycota; Agaricomycetes; Agaricales; Physalacriaceae.